AUGGAUUUCAUUGAGGAGUGCAUGGAAAGCAUAUUCACCUGCUUUAACAGAGGAAAGAACAACGAAACUGCGAAAGGAAAUCCUCACCAUUCGCUGUGCUAUCUCGAUCCGUUGGAUCUACUGGAUGAUGGAAAGUUAGAGAAGGAGUUUGAGAAUCUUGUGGAAGAAUGCGGCUUAAGCGAAGAACGACAGGCAGACCUGAAGAUGUACUCACGAGAGAAGAAGCUCACCAUGCUGAAUACGCAGUCUUUUCGUGCUGAAGAAGAUUGUGGCAAAUUGAUAGACUUGCUGAGAACAUUCGAAUGCGAAACUCCAGAACUGAUAGCACCUCCAGUUAGCACUCUGCAAGACAUCGUCACCACACUACGAACCCAACGCUCUAGGAUGACUCUUAACGGCUAUUUUCCGUAUCAAGCUCUCAGACAUUCGUUAGCCGAAUACCUUACAACGUCACUCGAAUUUCGUGUCCACCUGCGCUGCGAGUUUCUUUUGCUCGGAAUGGCCAAUGCCCUUUCCUUAAUCCGUCCUCAAGCGUCGUAUCUCCUCCAAGAUCAUUUGGAUCUUUUCGAAAUGAUGCGAAAAGAGGACGAAAUUGUUUUACUUAGGUGA
Molecule: messenger RNA, 609 nt
Organism: Angiostrongylus costaricensis
Lineage: Eukaryota; Metazoa; Nematoda; Chromadorea; Rhabditida; Metastrongylidae
Source: the annotation of a GenBank genome assembly